UCCGUUUUUUUUGGUCAACGCUGAUUCACUCCGCUCACUUCUAAUCAAUUCCCAACAGAUGAGUUUUAUCGAGCGUCGUCUUCACGCCAGUAGUGCUGCUGACUGCACUUACAGACACGAAAGAUGCAAGUAGAUUAUAGGGAUAGCUGUGAAGGCUGUGCGUGGAAACAGUUUGAGCCUUUGAGCGAAGAUCAUUGUCAGUGGCUGUAGAGUUCGCUCCAGUGACCAGUAAGUGUCAGUAAGCGAUGAGCCAGUCGACGAAACUGCGCAGCUGUUGGAGUGAAGACUAAUUCGAAAACACAACUGUUAAGUGCACUGCUACCAGUCGAUUGUCCAUACAUAUUAAGCCGCUGCCGCUAUAGCUGGUGAUUCAUCGUUGCCUCGUACUCCUCAAACGAUCAAUUUGCAGCCGCUUGUACUCGAUUCAGAGCCCGGGCGGUUGGCAUCGCGGUUGGGUUGGAUUUCAAGGAUCGAGACUGUCGAAUAAGUAUGUUGUAAAAGCCAUUCCCUUGAGAAUCCUUGAGAUCGCUGUCGACACUUAAAUUAACGCUCAUCGAUGAACGAGCAGCCAGCAACAGUGGGUCUGCCGUCGUCAAGAAGCUGUCGCCGUACGCGCCGUCGUCGCUUCGAGAGUUCCUCGGCUCUGGCUCAAUCGCUGACCUAGCGAGGGCCACUUAGAUGCCUCUUUUCCUGCGACCGGAGUUCCAGCAGCGGCAACAACAGCGGCAGGAGCAGCAGCACCAUUACAAGCGGCGCGCAAGCAUGGAGGAACUCACGGAAACGUCGGAGGUGUCGGUGGUCGACGUCUACGACAUCGCCUCGGAAAUUGGCAAGGAGUGCGAGAAGCUCAUUGACGCGCACGGUUCCGAAUCGAUCGCCAACCUCAUGCCCAAGGUCAUCAAUGCCCUCGAGCUUCUGGAAAACCUUGCUACCAAGAACGAGCGCGAAAACACUACUGUGCAGGAGCUCACCGCCAAAAUCGCCCAACUUGAGUCCGACAAGAUUGGCAAGGCUGAAGACAGGCAACGCUUCGAAAAAGAGCUCGAGCAAAUCGAAGAUCAUUGGAAGCAAGAGUCUCGCGACUUGCUAGAGAUGGUCAAUAGGUUGCAAGAGGAAAAUCGCCGAUUAGCCACUGCUGUGCAGGAAAAUCGAAGUGACAGCGACGACAGUGGUAAACAAAGCUUUACCUCUGGCCAAGAAGUUGAUAUUGCGGUUCUGCAACGCCUCAGGACAAUGAUCGACAAACAGAGAGAGCAGAUUCGGAGUCGAGAUCGCGAACUGUCGCAAAAAAGUGCAGAAAUUGAAAACUUAAAUAAUCAAGUGGAUAAACUGACAGUCGUUGGGAGAGAAUUGAAACGAAAGCAAAGGCAAGCACAAAUGCAAGCCAGGGGCUUGGUGGAAGAGCGUGCAGACUUUUUAGCUCAAUUACAAGAUCAAAAUAGAGAGUUAAUCAACCUUCGCGCGAGACUGGGGCUCGCGAGAAAAGAAAACGAGGACUUAUUCAAAUCCCAAGCUUAUUCAGACUUGGCAAAUAAGGUCGUUUACGAUGUAGAUGAUCCAGAUAGACCUAGAUUCACCACAGCUGAGCUCAAAGAGAUUCUUCACGAGAGAAAUGAACUGAAAACUAGAGUUGCUGAGCUGGAAGAAGAGCUGGAGCUAUAUCGACCGAAAGCUGAACCAGCGGAAGCCGAAAAAGAUGCUCCAGUUCAAGGUCCGUUGCCUUAUGAACCUGACGACGCUCCAUGGAAAAAAUCAGAAUCUGGAAUACGAAAAUUUUUCAGGAAAAUCUUCUCCGAGACAAGCAGUAGCUUUUUAGGUGGCAGCAGUCCCCGUCGAAGUCUUUCUAGUCUAUCAAAAAUGGCACUUUCGGGAAGUUCAGGUGGUGAAGCUUAAGUUUAAUUCGUUAUAUUAUGA
Phymastichus coffea is the source of this 1914-nucleotide messenger RNA. It is a transcript of the gene Rilpl, whose product is annotated as RILP-like protein homolog. Gene Ontology annotation, molecular function: protein dimerization activity. Bases 679 to 1893 code for a protein of 404 amino acids. The record is from RefSeq and is a predicted model, not a curated record. The transcript is spliced from 7 exons. Gene Ontology annotation, biological process: cilium assembly. Lineage: Eukaryota; Metazoa; Arthropoda; Insecta; Hymenoptera; Eulophidae. Gene Ontology annotation, cellular component: ciliary basal body; cytoplasm.